CAUGGCAAUCAUCUCGAGUUACAUAACUAUGACUAUGCUUUCCUUUUUGUUCCUCUUCUUUUAUUUCCCUGUUAUCGUCCUUUCCUUUCGACCACUUACUACUUUCGAAGUCCCAUCAGGAGGUUCUGAGGCCUACGCUUUCGACAGGGAUGGUGGGGGACCCUACACAGGUGUGAAUGAUGGUAGGGUUGUCAAGUAUGAAGAACGUAUCAAUGGUUUUGUCGACUUUGCCUAUGCCUCUCCAAAUAGGACUAAGGAAUUGUGUGAUGGCACCAACGACCCUGAUUUGCACACCAUUUGCGGGAGGACUUUUGGUUUAGAGAUGUACCAUCGAACCAACGAGCUAUACAUGAUGGACACUUACUAUGGGCUCUGUGUGGUUGGACCUGAAGGUGGACUUGCAAAACAACUUGCGACUGGUUCUGAAGGGGAGUCCUUCAAAUUUUCUAAUGCUUUGGACAUUGACCAACUAACCGGAGACAUUUACUUUGCAGAUUCAAGCUCCAUCAAUAAUCUAAAACAUGUCCCAGGACAAGCAGCUAAUCUAGACACAACAGCGAGAUUCUUAAAAUAUGAUUACAAGACAGGAAAGGUAGCAGUGUUGCUUAAGAACCUUUCACUUGCUGGCGGGGUGGCAAUUAGUGAAGAUCUCUCCUUCGUCCUUGUUUCCGAAUUUAUGGGUAAUAAAAUUUGGAAGUACUGGUUGAAAGGUCCAAAAGCAAAUACUUCAGAAAUUUUGUUAGAUGUCCAACACCCGGGCAACAUAAAGAGAGCUCCAUCAGGUGAUUUUUGGGUGGCAGUGAAUUUUCAAACACCGAAUCCAGUGCCUGCAGGAAUAAAGAUAAAUGAAAAUGGCACCAUAUUGGAUAUGGUGAGCAUUGGAACACCAUUUAAUGGCGUAGAAAUCAGUGAAGUUUAUGAGUUUGGUGGCCUGUUAUUUGUAGCGUCUCCCUUCGCAAGUUUGGGUGUUGUGUACAAGGCUUGAGAGGAAUGAACAACCCAUUAACUAAGUGGUAGAAAGUUCUCAAUAAAUGUAAGAGUCAUCUCUUAAAUUAUCCACUCGUCA
Messenger RNA from Ilex paraguariensis (yerba mate), 1066 nucleotides. The record is from the annotation of a GenBank genome assembly. NCBI's taxonomy places the organism in Eukaryota, Viridiplantae, Streptophyta, Magnoliopsida, Aquifoliales, Aquifoliaceae.